Molecule: messenger RNA, 582 nt
Organism: Mesoplodon densirostris (Blainville's beaked whale)
Lineage: Eukaryota; Metazoa; Chordata; Mammalia; Artiodactyla; Ziphiidae
Gene: RIIAD1
Product: regulatory subunit of type II PKA R-subunit domain containing 1
Exons: 6
Coding region: 1-279 (92 amino acids)
Source: RefSeq, a predicted model, not a curated record
AUGGCGACCCUGCCGGGAGGGAUUCAAGGGCUGUACCCCGAGGCGCUGAGCCCCGAGCAGCUGGAGAAGCUGCGCGGCUUCAAGAUUCAGACUCGGAUUACUAAUGAAAAGUACCUAAGGACCCACAAAGAAGUGGAGUUGCUCAUAAGUGGUUUCUUCAGAGAAAUGUUUUUGAAAAGACCAGACAACAUUCAAGAAUUUGCUGCAGACUAUUUCACGGAUCCAAGACUUCCCAACAAGAUUCACAUGCAGCUAAUUAAGGAGAAGAAAGAGGCUUAAUUAGCAAAAUCAUGAUGCUCAGCUGUUGAGAGAGAACAGAAAGAAUCCAGCCUCGGGGGUCAUCUGGAAGCGAGAGAGCCCUGUUGCCAUCAGUGUGGGUUUCCGGGCUGUGUCUGCUGUUGCAAAGGCUUUUAAAGAUGCUCAUUAAAAACAGACCUCCCUGUUCUCUCUGCUUUAUUUCACUUAGAAGGAAGAAGACAUCCUUCACGGGAGGCUUCUCUGCCCCUACUCUGACCGGUUUGCUGUUCUGUAUAUCGACUUGCACUAGAUGUUAUGGGAAGAUCUAUUGAGUGUAAAGAAAAG